Messenger RNA from Puccinia graminis f. sp. tritici CRL 75-36-700-3, 936 nucleotides. RefSeq lists its product as uncharacterized. Gene Ontology annotation, molecular function: nucleic acid binding; ATP binding. Bases 1 to 936 code for a protein of 311 amino acids. The record is from RefSeq and is a predicted model, not a curated record. Lineage: Eukaryota; Fungi; Basidiomycota; Pucciniomycetes; Pucciniales; Pucciniaceae. The transcript has 8 exons.
AUGGGAAAGGGUCACAAAACUCUCAAUCGAAUACAGAGCGCCGUUUUCCGGAUCGCGUACAAAACCCAUGAGAACAUGCUGAUUGGUGCUCCUACUGGUGCACCGCUGAAAUCGUACGUAAAACGGGCAAAAGGUUGGGCUGGCUGGUUGGGAACAGCCGUUAAGGAAAUGACCAAUGAUAUGCAAUUGACCAGAGAUGAAAUCAAUGCAACCCACCACAUCGUUACCACACCUGAAAAGUGGGAUGCCGUCACGCGUAAAUCCUCGGGUGAAGAGGGUCAAGUCGCAAGAGUCGGAUUAAUAAUCAUCGACGAGGUCCAUCUCCUCCACGAAGACCGAGGGGCUGUUAUUGAGACUAUCGUUGCCCGAACCUUGCGACAGGUUCAAUCAUCUCAAUCGUUGAGUCCAAUUGUGGGGCGAUCGGCCACCUUACCCAAUUACGUUGACGUAUCAGAUUUCCUCAGGAUAAACAGAAUGCAAGGCUUGUUUUUCUUCGAUAUCAGCUUUCGGCCUGUUCCUCCAGAGCAAUAUUUCGUUGUCGUUCGCGGUAAACCUAACUCGGCAACCUCAACCACUAAUCUCGACAAGGCCACAUUUGAGAAAGAUGAUCCAUUACAAGGUGGCAAGAGACAUACGCUAAUCGAUAUCGCUGCCAAGAAACUCCGCCAGAUCGGAAUGAUCGGUUUCGACCAAGAGACAGGAUCUCUUCAUCCUACCGAGCUCGGCAGGAUCACAUUCAAGUAUUGCAUCAAGCAUUCGACUAUCAACAUCUUUCACCAGUUGUUCCUGCCCAAAAUGACCAAUGCCGAUGUGCUAGCCAUGCCCAGUCGGAGUGUAGAGUUCGGUCAGAUCAAAGUCCGAGAUUCUGAGUUGGAUGAGCUAGAGCACUUACAGGUUCUUCGGCACUACCACCUUCAAGGGAAAAAAAGGCAAUAA